GCAUCAUCGGCCAUCGGUAUUCUGCUCCCAGGAACAUUUCACCCAAUUUUACCUUUGAAAAGCAACUCAGCCUAUUUCGGUAUAAAGAUUAUUUGAGGAUUGUAUAUUAACUGUUUCCAACAAUGGUUGCAUCAAAGAAAUCUUUCAACGUUGGCGAUUUGGUGUUCGCAAAAGUUAAAGGUUACCCGCCUUGGCCAGCUAAGAUAACUAAAAUUGAGAAAAGCAAGUACAAUGUAUACUUCUACGGCACGGGAGAAACGGCUAAUAUAAAAUUGGAAGACUUGUUUAUGUACCGCGACACUAAAGAAAAAUAUGCUACGGAGAAGAUUAUGAAACGCAAAGGUUUUAAGGAAGCCAUCAUUCAAAUUGAGUCUGCGUUGAAUGGGGAAGAUCCAAGCCCAAUUGCUCUCGCUGGACAGUCUGUGCCACCAUCUGCUGGCGAAAUCAAAACGGAAGAUACCCUCAACGCAACCGAGACAAGUUUCAAUGCCUCUCGUAUCUCGGCGAAUUCAACUGUUGUUGAUAGUUCUGUAAAAAUUGAAAAGGAUACCAGCUCAAAUGGCGAAGAAUCUCUCAAAAGCAUUAACUCCGGUGGAAAGAGACAAGUCAAGAAAAUAGCAUCCGUUACUGCAACUGUCGCUGCUGAUGACGGUGAUAGUUUUUCCGAGGCGUCUGGUACACCUAAACUAGGAGAAAGGCAAAGAGGUGGCGCUGUUGUUAUCGAGGAGAAAAUUGGCAAAGAGAUUGUUACCAGUCCCGUUAAGGAUCAACCGGAGGUUGUCAGUCGUAGUGGUCGCAAAAUUAAACCCAAGCGAUUUCUGGAUGGUGAGGAUGAAGAGGCAAUUGCUCCUACACCAGCGAAGAAAAAACCACCGGCGGUGAAGGAAAAACCUAUCACUCCAUCCGCUAAUGUUCAUUCGAAAAAAGCGAAUCCAUUUGAUAAAAUCGAAAGCGAGCGUGUCUACUUUCUUAAACUGGAACGUGAGUUGGUGGAAUUGAACUUGGAAAUUAAGUCCUGCGUUGGGUUAGCAAAAGCUGAUCCCGAAAAAUGUGUCGAUUUAAUGGAACGAUAUCAAAAAUUGAAAGUUACUCCAACAAUGUUGAAGAAGAAUCCAAACUGUGUAGAGACAAUGAAACGUCUUAGGAAAUACGUUGGUAACGCUAAAGCAUGGAAUAUGGCUGAUGAAGAGCGAAUCAAGUUCGACUUCCAGGCUCAACAGAUUCGAACCAAGGCAGAACAGAUUUAUAAUCAAUUCAAGACAAUGUUUCCUGUGCCCGAAGGAACUGUUCCAUUCUGGGAAGCUUUUUGCGAAGAGGUGAGCAAAUUUGAGGAAGCUGCUAAGCAUCUAAGCCAGGAGGAGUUAUUCCUACUCGUCGACGAAGCAGAUCUCAAGUGUAGCACAGAUGAAGAGAAGAAAAACGGAAACAGUACAGAUGACGCGACGGAAGAUGAGGUACAGAGUAUGGAUGCCCGAAGUUUAUCAUUGAAAACAGUCACUGACAGUACGUAAAUAUUCACCCGGUGUUCGAAGGCUAAUCUAAUACGUCAUCGUAUGAAUAACGUGCGCCUAGUUUAGAUUAUAGGAAAAUACUCGGAAUGAGAGUAUUGAAUUAGUUUACGCAAAUAACUAUUGCAAAAGUAGGUUUAAAUCGCUUUUAAGUCUGAUACAUUGCACUGUUUCUUGUUUUACCGGAGCAUGAAGCAACAAUCAAGCUUCAGUUACGAUCAGUUCAUUUAGGUUGGAGUAAAAAGCCACCUUUUAUCGAAAGUUAUAUCGUUGAAGCAACAUUUGAAAUUGUAAAAUCUUGUCCGGAAUUUUAUUCUUCGGGAUAAUAUGCGAUUGCCGUUCGAAAGCAAUCUAUAAGAGUGAACCUUCAAGACAAACGAUUUAUUUCGCAAAACAAAACGCUAAAUACAGUAUAUCUUUUUUAUUGUGUACAUGAGAAUAACGAGAAAGAUAAUUUAAUAAAGUUAAAAUAAGUUAUUACGAUAGGUUUGAUUUCAAAA
Messenger RNA from Wyeomyia smithii (pitcher-plant mosquito), 2008 nucleotides. Its product is annotated as hepatoma-derived growth factor-related protein 2-like. The record is from RefSeq and is a predicted model, not a curated record. The transcript is spliced from 9 exons. Gene Ontology annotation, biological process: regulation of transcription by RNA polymerase II. NCBI's taxonomy places the organism in Eukaryota, Metazoa, Arthropoda, Insecta, Diptera, Culicidae. Gene Ontology annotation, cellular component: nucleus. The coding region runs from base 123 to 1511 and encodes 462 amino acids. Gene Ontology annotation, molecular function: transcription coregulator activity; double-stranded DNA binding.